GAUGAGUGAAAAACCCAAAGAAGCCGCCCCCGGCGACGGUAUCCGUUCCAUGCGUUCCACAAACGUAUUCCGGGCCAUUAAUUUCGAACUGUAUGCUAAACCCAAUGUCGUUGUGAUGGGAAUCGGACUCGUUUGCCUUAGCAUCACGUUCGGUUACAUUGCCUACAUGCGAUCCAAGUAUGAAGGUUUAGGCUACUACACGGCAGUACAGGAAGACGGCAAGGAAGUGUUUGUGAAGCGGAAAUCGAAAUGGGAAUAAAAC
Anopheles maculipalpis is the source of this 262-nucleotide messenger RNA. RefSeq names its product small integral membrane protein 8. Bases 2 to 259 code for a protein of 85 amino acids. Lineage: Eukaryota; Metazoa; Arthropoda; Insecta; Diptera; Culicidae. The transcript is spliced from 2 exons. The record is from RefSeq and is a predicted model, not a curated record.